GGAGGAGGAGUGAGGAACACGAAACUGAAGGGAGAGAGAUUGGCGAGCUGUUGACGGAGUGAGAUGGGUAAAUCUGUAAAGUUUAUUUAGCGACAGUAUUUGUGUCCUAUAUCAGAUAACCUUUGACAACGGGAAGGUUUUCCGUGUGUUCAAAAACUAAAGGCAUUAGGUCUGCUCUGUCCAUCGAAGCAGACAGUCGGAACAGACAGUCGUUGCUCAUUGUUUCUUCUGGAAUCGUGGACCCAGAGGAGUGUUUUCCUGCGGGGAUAUGUGAACGUGAACUAUUUGUGCUGAAGGAGAUCGCAGGCCUUCGUGAGUCGGACUCGUUGGACAUUUUCGGGUGUGUGACGCAUCAGUUAUUUCAGUGUUGGACCCCGUGCAUCUGGAGGAGAAGAUAAGCUUCGCGUAAUCGCUUCUUGGCGCGACUUGAAGUGUUUCGCUGUAACACACCUGAGUCUGUUUUCUGAGCAGGUCAUGAUGGAUCGAGCAGCUCUCAGACUGAUUCUCUUGAGGGUCUUUCUCAUCUCAGCCAGUUCACAACCUGUUAAGAAACAAGAUGUGGAUAUAUACAGCUUCUACAUUAACUCCACGGUCACCAGUCGCUACGCCACAACGGUCAUCACAAGCCGUGUGGCGAACUCACUGAAUGAAUCUCAAGAGAUCCAGUUUGAGGUCAAGAUACCCAAGACUGCCUUCAUCAGCAAAUUCAGAAUGACUAUAGAGGGGAAGACAUAUGAUGGUGUGGUGAAGGAAAAACAGGAAGCUCAGCAGCAGUACAGUGAAGCAGUAUCUCGAGGACAAAGUGCUGGACUGAUCAAAUCUGUUGGAAGGACUUUAGAAGACUUUAAAACUUCAGUGACGGUGGCUGCUUUUAGUAAAGUGACCUUUGAGUUGACCUACGAAGAACUGCUAAAGCGCCGCCUUGGCAAAUAUGAGUUACUCAUCAAUGCCCAACCGAUGCAGCCGGUGGCAGAUUUCAAGAUGGAUGUACACAUCCAAGAGAAACCAGGAAUUUCCUUCUUGGAGGUGAAAGGAGAUUUGAGCACCGGUGAUCUGGCCAAUGCCAUCGAAACCACCAGAGCAGACAAAGACGCAUGGGUGACCUUCUACCCCACUCGAGAUCAACAGACCAAGUGUAAAAGCUGUGGAGAAAAUGGGCUGAAUGGUGACCUGCUUAUAACAUACGAUGUUGAGAGACGAAAUCCUAAAGGAGAAGUCGUGGUAUCAAAUGGCUAUUUUGUCCACUACUUUGCACCUUCUGAUGUUCCACGUAUUCCCAAAAAUGUGGUGUUUAUCAUUGACCGGAGCAGUUCUAUGCGAGGCAGAAAAAUAGAUCAGACUCGUUUGGCACUGCUAAGGAUUUUAAGUGAUCUUGAUGAGGAUGACCACUUUGGAUUGAUCACCUUCGAUUAUUCAGUUGACACAUGGAAGCAUGAACUCCUGAAAGCUACAAAGCAAAACCUGAAGAAAGCAAAAUCUUUUGUGAAGGAGAUCAGAGAGAGAGGAAACACCAACAUAAACGCUGCAGUUCUAGCAGGAGUGGACAUGAUCAAUCGACAUCCACAAGAGGGAACCGCCUCCAUCCUGAUCCUGCUGACUGAUGGAGAUCCCACUUCAGGUGAAACUAACAUAGAGAGGAUAAUGGCCAAUGUGAAAAAGGCCAUUGGGCUGAAGUUUCCCCUCUAUUGUCUUGGUUUUGGACAUGAUGUUAACUUUGACUUCCUGACAAAGAUGUCAUUGGAAAAUGGUGGAGUUGCUCGCAGGAUUUAUGAAGAUUCGGACGCUGAUCUACAGCUGCAGGGCUUCUAUGAGGAAGUUGCCGUACCUCUCCUCACUGAUAUUCAACUUAAAUACACAGGAGGGACAAACCUUACCAAGACCAGCUUUAACCUGUACUUCAACGGCUCUGAGAUUGUGGUAUCAGGACAAAUCACAGACAACAGUGUGGAGAGUUUCAGCACUGAAGUCAUUGCAGUAUCAAAAGGCAAUAAUGUGACUUAUCAGGACACUGUAAUGAUAAAAGACCCCAGUGAUGUCCCACCUGAGAAUGAAGAUUUCAUGCAGAGACUGUGGGCCUACCUGACAGUGAAGCAACUUCUGGAAAGGCAGGUGCUUCUUAAAGGACAAGAGAAAGAGGAUGAAGAGAAAGAAGCUCUCAAACUCUCUCUGAAAUACCAGUUUGUCACCCCCCUCACCUCUAUGGUCGUCACUAAGCCACAGGAAGAUGAAGUGGAAGUUGCCGACAAACCCAAAGAGGGAAAAGAGGAUCCCAGACCUCCAGCUUAUGGACAGGACGCCAACGAUCUGAUUGCAUAUCACGAAGUUGCUAGCCAAAUGAGUGUGAUGGGACAGGGGUUGAUGUUCGGCAUUUUUGGACUGGCAGCUUUUUUCAUUCUCUUUGCUGCUGCUGCUGCAGCUGCAGUGAAAGCUUACUCUUCUUACAAAGCAAAGCAAAGAGCUCACACUACAGACCAUGUUCAGACAUCAGAGACUAUUACAUUAACCUGAGAGAACAGCAAUGAAACUGAUUUAAGUCUUUAAGAAAGUUUUUGACAAAUAAAUUGCUUACUUUCUGCUAAGAAAAAGCAUCACUGUUACUAUUGUUCAUACUUAGUAGUGUUGGAUAUUUGAUUAAACCCUUAAUAAUAUAAAACUUCCACACCAUUUGUGCUAUGGACAUGAAUGAUACCUCGUAUCAUGCAGCUUGAGGAGGAGAGUGUGGAACAAUAAAGUGGGACAUGUGCAUAAAAUGGCAAAGACUUACAUUAAAAGACUCAUCCAUCUAAAAGAACAGAUCAUCAUACUUUCAUAUGUGGGAUUACUCAACUGAAUGUUUCAACAUAUUGUGAUAACAUAAAAUGCCGAAAUGAUUCUUUUUUUGAGGACUUUCUUUUUUGACUCUCCAUUUCACGCUAUAUUUCACAAGACAAAUCAGUGGCAGUUUACACUGAGUCAAUGACAUAUUAGACACUUUGUGACAUCUUCAUUCUUGGUUGCUUCCUCUUGGUUACAUCAUUGAUCUGAUGACACAAAGUUUUAUAUCAGCUCCAUACUCACUGUCUUCUUAAAUGCCUGUAUGAAUCACAUCAAAAUUACCAGUAUUCUCAAGGGAAACAGAACAAAAAUGUAUUACUAAUUGAUUCCAGAAAUCAUACUAUUUCUCAUUCUGAUUUGUCUGUUGACAUCAUUGGCUUUCUGAUCAGACCCUGUUCUACAGUUCGUAACUGCUCUCAUAUCUCUAAAAUGUUUGAUUAGACUGCGCCAAAUCCUCAAAAUUAAACAUGCUGAGACACUGGAUGCUAUUUAAAAACCAAAAAAACCUUAAGAUCACUAAGGUCAUCUGACUCAGGUUUACUGAUUGUGCACCAUUAGAUAGUAAAACCUAAUGUCACUGCUAUAACAUUGUGAAAACUCUCACAAUCUCUGUGUGGCCUCACCACCACUAAUUCAUAUCUUUUCAAACCAUGAUACUCUCAUUGCUUGUCUCCUGUUGUGUUUGGGCUUCUGUUUUCUGCUCCCCCUGAUAUUUGUCUCAUGUUUCUGGAUCUGGACAGUGACCUUGAGUUUGUAAAUAUGGCAUUAUAUUAAAUAAAUGUAUAAGUAUUAUUUCCUAAAAUGCCACUUGUCCAGAAUGAACUGUUGUGUAACUGUGCAUCCAGUGAAUAUGAUAUGAAUACUGAAGUGGUCACAUUUUUUAACUGGGUCCUGACUGAUCAGUAUCAAUGUAGCCUAAGUAAUUAUAUAAAAGUGUAAAAGCAUUUGUACACCUAAAUGAAAAUGCAGAUGAGAUCAUUUUAACUAGCAACAUUUUAAUUAGCAACAACACAUUUUUAGUUCUUAGUGUACAUGUGAUAACCACAUAUAUCUAAGUUUUUAAAACAAGAUGAUUGUUGAAAGUUACAAACGUAAAUAUAGCUGCAAGCAGCAAUUACGGGGCCAAGCACAAAUAAGGCACAACCAGCCAGCCAACACGGCUGUGAGCAUCAGACCAAGUGCAUCAGUGAGCAAUUAAAUACCUAUUAAAGAUCAUUUUAGGCAAAAAAGCUGAACAAUCACAAAUACAGUCAAUAAUGGCACUGUGAUUAGAUUAAUGAGGUAUGGUCAGAGUGAGGUGACAAUGACACUCGCAAAGUUUGGUGUCAAUAUGUCAAAGCAUUGCAGAGAUACAGCCUCAAGAGUCAUUUUGGCAUUAAGCCUCUAAUUUGUUGCUGUGGUAAAUGAAUAAGGUUUCGUCUAUCAACACGAAAUCCAUAACAUUUUACCAGCAUGGUCUAAAGAUGAUACGAUUCGAUUUUGGUGAAAAUUGGAGCAACGGUUUAAGAGUAGUUCGAAAAAGUAUGAUUUUAAAGAAAACCAAAUGACUCACAGAAGUUUGGCUGACUGUGGCAAAAUUGGCAUCAAUGUUCCCAGCAUGACCCACAGAAUUAGUUAAAAUCAGUCUAAUUAAAAAAGGCCACAUUUAUAUAAAUCUAUUAGCAUUUUUUAAAAUUUCAUUAUAACAUUUGACCACAAGGAGGCGCUGUCUCAAAACCUAUUGUGUGCCUUCAGUGCAUGGUGCCGAUGGCACAUCCUGAGUUUCGUAAUGGUACACCAAUGCAUUCAUAUAAUAUAGCAUUUUAUAUCACUGUAUUGUACUGUAUUGUAGUUAAUGGAAAUUUCAUGUUUUGUUCAAUUAUAGCGCCACCAAGAGGCACAAUUCCACCAAUUUUUUUAUGUGUCCUCAGAGUGAACCCGUACAUGUGUGUCAAAUUUGGUGCAAAUAUCUCAUUUUGUUUUGGAGUUACAGACAUUUAUAUAUAUAUAAGAUCUUAAAAAAUGACCCAUGAACGACUUUGUUUUGAUUUUUUUGCCACUUCCUAUCAAAAUUUUGACAUUUGGGCUUUGACAUUUAGUUAACCAGCUUAGGUUCCGUGUUUCCUACGCUGGUUUUGUCUCGAUCCGACUAACGGUUUUGAAGAUAUUCACAAUUGUUUUUUUAAGUGCUAAAUCACCACGGCGCACAAACCGUAAGUUGAAACCUAGCAAGUUGGGUAUCGUUGGACUCGGCAAGGAUUCAGGAGUCUAAGGAUAUGACUCCCGUGAAAAUAAGUCGACCAGAUCAAAAGUUAUAAUCAUAUGAAAGAAAAAAUCUCCACUAGGUGGCGCUGAUCCGAAACUUCUCAGGCUCCUUCGGGGCAUUGUGCUGAUGACCCAUACCGAGUUUUGUAACGAUACGUUAAUGCGUUCAUAAAAUACUGCAUUUUAGCACAAAAUUCAAAAUGGCCGAUAUGGGAAUACUGGAUAUCGUUCGACUCAGCAUGAUGUCCUGAAUCCAACAAGACCAAAUUUAUGAUUUUUGGAAAAACCUAUCAGAAGUUAUAAGCAAAAAUAGCCUUUUUUUUAUAUCUCCGCACCAGUAGGUGGCGCUGCGCCAAAACGCUGCAUGUUACCUCAGGUCAUGUUUGUAAUGACAUGUACCAAGUUUUAUCUGAAUACGAUAAAGCAUUGCGGAGAUACAGCCUUACGUCUAUUUUCGCAAGCGCUAUGUAAAAUUAUUUCGCGUGUUUUUCGAAAACGCUUUGAGAAAUCAACUUGAAUUCCAUAACUUUUUGUCGGCAUGGUCUGAAGAUUAUCUGGUUCAAUUUUCGUGAAAAUCGGAGUAACGGCCUAAGAAGGAGUUCGAAAAAGUAGGUUUUUCAGAAAAAUCAAAAUGGCAGUAAAAAUUUUCAUGACGGAAAAUGACAUCAUAGGGUGCAAUCGAUGGCCCAAGGAAUCACAGGAAAAAAGAAUUUUGUUUCUAACCCUUACGGUUCAAAAGUUAUUAACAUUAACAUGAGUGCAAAUUUGGACAGCUGGUGGCGCUAGAGGGACUGAGUUAGAGACUCCAAAUUUUGCUAUGGACACAGUUCAGACUGACCUCUAACUGUGUACCAAAUUUCACAACUUUUUACCAUACGGUUCUAUGGGCUGCCAUAGACUCAAGCGGAAGAAGAAGAAGAAGAAGAAGAAGAAAGGGGAAAAAAAAGAA
Messenger RNA from Ctenopharyngodon idella (grass carp), 6007 nucleotides. RefSeq names its product inter-alpha-trypsin inhibitor heavy chain H3-like. The record is from RefSeq and is a predicted model, not a curated record. Bases 475 to 2508 code for a protein of 677 amino acids. NCBI's taxonomy places the organism in Eukaryota, Metazoa, Chordata, Actinopteri, Cypriniformes, Xenocyprididae. The transcript is spliced from 16 exons.